This is a messenger RNA of Ornithodoros turicata, 949 nucleotides long. Its product is annotated as motile sperm domain-containing protein 2-like. The transcript is spliced from 6 exons. Lineage: Eukaryota; Metazoa; Arthropoda; Arachnida; Ixodida; Argasidae. The coding region runs from base 42 to 806 and encodes 254 amino acids. The record is from RefSeq and is a predicted model, not a curated record.
CAGUUCCAGAUUGAUUGGACGGACUGACAAAACCAUUCACGAUGUACCUACAAAGAAGCGGAGACUCCAUGCCCGUUGAGGAUUCCUUUGUCAAGAUUGAGCCCGAGUUUGAGCUGGUGUUUGGUGAAAAUGAGCUCGAAGGCGGGAAGCGUAUGAAAGUCGUUGACAUAACCAACACGUCUUCUGGGCACGUUACGUUCAAGAUCAAGACGAAUAACAUCGACGGGUACAAGGUGAAACCGUUUUUCGGUAUAAUUCAUGCUGGCAACACAGUGCACGUCAAUGUGGAACAAAUUUAUGGGACAGUGCUGACUCCGUCGGACAAAUUGCUCGUCAUGACGGCAUGUAUAGACGCUAUGGAUAUGAGCCCCAAGGAACUAGUCGAACACUGGAAGACAGUGACGAAAGACAACAUGAAGGAACACAGGCUGCGACUUACGAACCAUACCGACUCCUUAUCUAAGCACGAGGUGAACGAAAAAGAGCACAUCAACUUCCGCUCUGUGGGAUCGGUGCUUUCCAAGGGAAAGACAGCAAAGGACGAAGCAAAAGUGGAAUCGUCCGUGUCAUUUGCACCAAUUAGGCAACAGCUGUCCAUAAGCAAGUCGCAGCUGGACGAGAUCGAAGAAUCCCUUACGGAAAUUCACAGUAAGUUCGACGAGCUUUCUACUGAAAUCCAGGCGAUUAGAACUAUGGUGAGCGAAAUCUGGAUACUCAGCGGGAUCUCGACCGCCUUGCUUCUAGCCAGCACCGCCUACCUGUACGUCGUCAAGACUUGUCUAUCCACCAAUGAAUGGUUCUGCUGAUAAAAAUGCACAGUUAUUCUGUGGGCGACGUACACAGAUCUACAGACGACGUCUUCUCCUCUGGCUACAUAUUCAAUGAUUGUUCUUUUACUCAGACAUGUAAAAUAUACUAUAAAAACUAAUUAAAACACUACAUUAAAUAC